AUGUAUUUAUUUCUGGCUCCACAGAAGUUUAAAAUUUGGAAAGAACACAAAAAAAACUAAAGGUCAAAAUCAAAUCCAUAUAUAUUUAAAUCAAAGAUUCAAAUUAUAUGUCUUGUUCUUAAUUCAAAGGAGGAUUUAAUUAUCUAAGGAAACAGGGAUUAAAUCAUAAAUAUUUUGGCUGUUGACUUUCAAUAAAAAUAGAUAAAAUAUUUAUAUUCAUUAAAUCAGUAUACUUAAUGGGUGAGUUCAUUAAGUCUGAACAAUUAAGAAAAUCUAUUAUUAACUUGUGGAUACAGUGAAAAAAUCAUCUGGAAAAAGGGUCAAGAAAAUAAAUGGAAUUUUAUGACUGAAGUUAUUAUACUACUUGAAAUUUGGCUUAUGUCUUUAUGAUGUUUAAUUUAAUUUUUUUAUUUUAUCAUAUCUAAAAGUUUUUAGAUUCAAAUUUCAACAUCUACAAAUAUUAGACACAUAAUCAUCCAAAUAAGGCAUUAUUAUUAAAAGAUGAUUAAUUUAUUUUGUUUUAAGUAGGAAAGGAUAUACUAGAGCAAUCGUAUAUUAAUAAAAUAAAUCAGAUUUUACUAAAUAUUAUGAGAUUAAGCUUGAUACUAUACCCAAUUUAGAUUUUAAAUUUUAUUAAUCAUUUGAGUCUCGACCAGAAUUGA
This is a messenger RNA of Paramecium pentaurelia, 662 nucleotides long. The record is from the annotation of a GenBank genome assembly. Lineage: Eukaryota; Ciliophora; Oligohymenophorea; Peniculida; Parameciidae.